AUGACAUCUGUUCGAGGAAAAUCAUUCAGUAACCAAGAAGAUCAGUUCUUGUGCUUGGCAUGGCUUGAAAUUUCUCAAGACCCAGUCUCAGGCACAUGUCAAAAGAAAGAUAAGAUGUGGGAAAGGAUCACAGCAGUCUUCCAUGAGAAGGUAGGUGAUAGACAACGGUCACCAAAGUCUCUGGAAUGUCGUAUGGACGCAAUUAAGAAGGCAGCAAACAAAUUUCGGGGUUGUGUUCGACAAAUCGAGCGACUGAAUCCAAGUGGAGCUUCUGAAAUCGAUAUAUUGACUCAAGCUAGAAUCAUGUACGGAGAAGAUGUUAAAGAAAAGAAAGGAUUUCAAUUCGAUCAUGUUUGGACGAUCCUCAAGGAUGCCGAGAAAUGGGCUGACCCUAAAUCCAAUCAUGCAGUUGGGAGCAUCUCUGAAGGAUCAGAGUCGAACACGGAGAGGGAAAGUUUUGUUAACAUGAGUGAUGGCCUGUCUCCCACGGACAGCCCAGCUAGUCGUCCUGUUGGAAGAAAGAAAGAGAAGGCAAAGAGAAAAAUUUCGGCGGAGUUUAGUUAUGAGGAGGGAAUUAUUAAGAGUAUGCAAGAGAUGGAUGCUAAACGUGAAAUGAGCAGGGAAAAAAUGGAGCGAUUGAUGAUAAUGAAACUUGAAAAUAAAAAGAUAAAAUUAGAAUUACAAGCUAGAGAAGUAGAACAAUGUGACCAACAAUUACCUCUUCAGCGUGAAAGUGAGGAUAGACAAAUUAUAUUGACUGAUCUCAGUAAGAUCGUUGAUCAAAGUGAACGUUGGCCUGCCAGAAUUUUAAUUGUCUCUUAUCAUAUUUUAUGUUUGAGGUUUAUGUUUGCGACUUAUGUAUUAAUAUUGGGUUCAUUUUAA
This is a messenger RNA of Asparagus officinalis (garden asparagus), 882 nucleotides long. RefSeq lists its product as uncharacterized. Lineage: Eukaryota; Viridiplantae; Streptophyta; Magnoliopsida; Asparagales; Asparagaceae. The transcript has 3 exons. The record is from RefSeq and is a predicted model, not a curated record. The coding region runs from base 1 to 882 and encodes 293 amino acids.